AUGGCCGAUUAUGCACAGUACCACGCCCUUGGUCAGGGCGAGGUCAUCGACCCAAACGACCCUAAUCGAACCUCGCAACCCGCUGCCCAACAGUUCCAGCCGCCUGUCGCCCCGUCUCCUUACCAGCAACAAGCGACACCGCAGCCAGGCUAUGGCGGAGCGCCGCCUUACUAUGGAGGCCAACAAGCUCCUCCUCCGAUGACUGGAUCGCCUGCCCCAGCUCCUGGAUACGGUUACGGUCCCCCCCAGGCCCAAGGACCUCCUCCAACAGGCCAAGCUCCCCCGUCUCAAGAUGCUACGCUGGCCGCGCAACUGGGAGGAAUGAACUUGGGAGAUGGACACCACACAGCACGAAGAAAGAAGAAGGACCGACAUGCAUACCAUACUGUCGAGGCCACAGGUUCCUCGCAAGCCUUCAAUGGCAUGCCUGCGCAGGGAACUUCGGCUUCGCAGUUCCUCGACAACAACGUCCCAGGCGCCCCUGGCUUCGGACAAGGUGCAAGCCCCAUGGGCACACCUCAGAUGAUCAGCCAAAACCUGUACGGGGCCCCUGCGAAUCCUGCUUUCAGCCCUGCUGUCCCGGCGAUCUCUCCCAAUGCCGGCGAGGGCUUCGUCGAUACCGCAGCUGUCUCGACCAGCGGGCCCAAGGUCUCCCCCGACGACAUGCCCAGCGUGCCGGCUUCACGAGAUGUUAUCCAACAACACUAUCUGAAGAACGUCUAUCCUACCUUCGAGCGACAUGUUCCCCCGCCUGCAACUGUCUCGUUCGUUGCCUAUGACCAGGGUAACUCGUCUCCGAAAUACACCCGACUUACACUCAACAACAUCCCUGCGACUUCCGAAGCCCUUCAAGCCACAGGCCUCACACUCGGAAUGCUUCUUCAACCACUGGCUCCCCUCCAGGCCGGAGAAACCGACAUUCCAAUCCUCGACUUUGGCGAAGCCGGUCCUCCACGAUGCAGACGAUGCCGAGCUUAUAUGAACCCCUUCAUGAUGUUCCGUUCGGGUGGAAACAAGUUUGUGUGCAACCUUUGCUCGUAUCCCAACGAUACCCCGCCGGAGUAUUUCUGCGCGACCAGUCCUCAAGGCGUGCGAGUCGAUCGAGAUAGCCGACCUGAGCUUCACCGAGGAACGGUGGAGUUUGUGGUGCCCAAGGAGUAUUGGACGCGGGAGCCAGUCGGCCUGCGAUGGCUGUUCUUGAUCGACGUGACCCAGGAGGCCUAUAACAAGGGCUAUGUAGAGGCCUUCUGCGAAGGAAUUCUCGCUGCCUUGUACGGUGGUGAGGAUCAGGAGAAGGAUGAGAAUGGAGAGGCAAAGCGGAGGAUACCUGAGGGAGCCAAGGUUGGCUUUGUAACAUACGACAAGGAUAUCCAUUUCUACAACGUCAACCCCGCCUUGGACCAAGCUCAGAUGAUGAUCAUGCCUGAUCUCGAAGACCCCUUCGUACCUCUGAGCGAGGGUCUCUUUGUUGAUCCAUAUGAAUCCAAGGAUGUCAUCAGUUCUCUCUUGACACGCUUGCCGGAUAUGUUCUCGGUCAUCAAGAAUCCCGAGCCUGCUCUCCUUGCUGCCCUUAACUCGGCGCUCGCUGCCCUCGAGAAGACGGGAGGUAAGGUGGUGGCAUCGUGCUCUGCCCUGCCAACCUGGGGCCCUGGACGACUCUUUAUGCGCGACAACGGUAACCACCCAGGCGGCGAGAUCGACAAGAAGCUCUAUACGACGGAGCAUCCAGCGUGGAAGAAGGUGGCCGAGAAGAUGGCAGCCGCUGGCGUUGGUGCCGAUUUCUUCCUUGCUGCUCCUUCAGGCGGUUACCUCGACAUUGCUACAAUUGGCCAUGUUGCUUCUACGACUGGCGGCGAAACAUUCUACUACCCUAAUUUCAUCGCUGCACGAGACAGCCGGAAAUUGUCUCUCGAGAUUACCCACGCAGUGACACGAGAGACUGGUUUCCAGGCUCUCAUGAAGGUCCGUUGCUCCAACGGACUCCAGGUCUCUGCCUAUCAUGGCAACUUUAUUCAGCACACAUUUGGCGCGGAUCUCGAGAUUGGUGUCAUCGACGCAGACAAGGCGAUGGGCGUCACAUUCAGCUACGACGGCAAGUUGGAUGCCAAGCUUGAUGCCCACUUCCAGUCUGCUCUCCUGUACACCACUGCCUCGGGCCAGCGCCGUGUGCGGUGCUCCAAUGUCAUUGCCAGCGUGACGGAAACUUCUAAGGAAUCUGGUGCGCGUGAGCAGGGCAUCCGGGAGUGCCUCAAGUUUGUGGACCAAGACGCCGUCAUCUCGGUACUGGCCAAGGAGGCUAGCACCAAGUUGGCGACGACUUCCAGCAACCUUAAGGAUAUCCGACACUGGCUGGGUGAGAAGGCGAUUGAUGUUCUUGCCUGCUACAGGAAGCAUGCAGCACAGCAACACCCGCCUGGCCAGCUUGUCAUGCCGGAGCGAUUGAAGGAGUUCUGUAUGUACCUGCUCGGUCUCCUCAAGUGCCGUGCCCUCAAGGGCGGUGUUGAGAACUCUGACCGCAGAGUACACGAACUCCGGAUGCUCCGGUCAAUGGGUGCUCUGGAGCUGAGCCUGUACCUCUACCCCCGCAUGAUCCCCAUCCAUAACCUUCAGCCCGAAGAGGGCUUUGCCGACCCUGAGACGGGCCAUCUGAAGGUACCACCUUCGAUCCGCACGUCCUUCUCACGCGUCGAGCCUGGUGGUGUUUACCUGGUUGAUAACGGCCAGCAGUGCCUCCUCUGGCUUCACGCACAAACCUCGCCCAACUUGAUCGCUGAUCUCUUUGGCGAAGACAAGGAUUCCCUCAAGAGCCUUGACCCGUACACGUCGGCUCUGCCAGUGCUCGAGACGCAUCUGAACGCGCAGGUGCGCAACAUCAUCGAGUUCCUCCGCACAAUGCGCGGUUCCAAGGGCUUGACGAUCCAGCUGGCGCGACAGGGCAUCGACGGAGCCGAGUUUGACUUUGCUCGUAUGCUUGUGGAGGAUCGGAACAACGAGGCACAGAGCUACGUGGACUGGCUGGUGCACAUUCACAAGGGCGUGCAGCUCGAGUUGAGCGGACAGCGCAAGAAGGAGGGUGACGAGCACUCGAAUGCAGCAGCCUUGUCCAACUUUGCAGGACUGAGACCAGCUUACUGGUAG
Fusarium keratoplasticum is the source of this 3138-nucleotide messenger RNA. RefSeq lists its product as uncharacterized. The coding region runs from base 1 to 3138 and encodes 1045 amino acids. Gene Ontology annotation, cellular component: endoplasmic reticulum exit site; COPII vesicle coat. The record is from RefSeq and is a predicted model, not a curated record. Gene Ontology annotation, biological process: endoplasmic reticulum to Golgi vesicle-mediated transport; intracellular protein transport; COPII-coated vesicle cargo loading. The transcript has 4 exons. Gene Ontology annotation, molecular function: zinc ion binding; SNARE binding. Lineage: Eukaryota; Fungi; Ascomycota; Sordariomycetes; Hypocreales; Nectriaceae.